GAACAUUCAGAUGAAACAUGGGUCCCUACAUGUUGAUAUUGCUGCUACUGACAGCGGCGAUUGGCUGGGCCCAAACCUGUUACCGUCCCGGCGGCUCAGCGGCUGAUUACCGCUAUGUACCAUGUAACGCGGGAAGACAAAGCAUGUGCUGUCGCACAAAUGAUAACAACUAUCCGGACAUCUGCAGGACCGAUGGGUUAUGCCAGGAAACUGAACAGGACGUGAUAUGGAGAGAGUCUUGUACGGACCCGACCUGGCAGUCUCCGCAAUGCUUGCGACUAUGUAUAGACGGCGCUGGUUUCGGCAAUGAUAAUAUUAUCACUUUCUGCUCUGAUCAGAGUAUUUGUUGUGGGUAUCAGAACAUGUCGUGCUGUGGUACAAAGCAAGCUGUUUGGAUCUCAAAUGGGCAGAUUGUGACGACUUCUCCUGGUCCGUCAACCACCUCACAAAUUGUCAGCUCUGCGAGUACGCCUUCUACACAGUCCACAAACACCAUUACAUCCUCUGGGAGUACGCCCUCUAGCCAGCCCACAAAUAGUAUCGCAUCCUCUGAAAAUACCGGCCUCUCCAAGGGAGCUAAGACCGGCAUUAGCAUUGUAGUCUCUCUCGUUGUAAUCAUUACAACUAUUGGCGUCGCUUUCGUCUGUAUCCGUCGCAAGCGUUCAAGAAAUGCUCUUAUAGCCCAUGGAAAUGGGGCUUUAGAGCUUCGAGGCUGGGACUUUGAGCACAAGGCGGAGUUAACCGGCACUGUACUCACAGUCAACACAACAGAGAGGGGCCUUGGGAAGCCUGAGUUAGACGCAGUCAAUACCUCAGUAGCGGCUGUACUCGAGCUGGAUAACAACAAUACUCGUCAAGAAGCUCAAGAGCUAAGCAUUUCAAGGAGCCAGCCUCAUACUUCAAACCCAGCCCUCGCACCCAUUAGUGAAUACGCACCAAUAACUGGACUCGACCCAGCAGCAGGGAUCCAGGCGCUAGAGCUCGAUACUACAAUGCCAAUCCCUAGAGCUAAUAUAACUCAAACGUCAAAGCCUUUCAUUAUUCCACCACCACUAAUAGGGAGUACGAGUGAAGUAAUGCCGCAUCCUCCUAAUUUGGGCCUCAGCCUAGCAAAUGAAUCACAAACCGAAGAAGGCGACCUGCAAUACCAGGAACGAAGGUUAAGGGAGAAGCGAGAACUUCUUGCGGAGAAGGAAAGGCUGGCACUUGAAGAGGAUAGGUUGAGAGAGAGGAGGGCUAAUCUGAAUAUAUAAGAGCAAAUGGAUAACUAGCUACUCAAGGCUAUACUACCCCGCCUUAGUACUCUCUCAGAGUACUAUCUAUAACGGGUUGCACCCAUGAAUAUACUCAGCGCCAUGCGC
Messenger RNA from Hyaloscypha bicolor E, 1361 nucleotides. RefSeq lists its product as uncharacterized. The record is from RefSeq and is a predicted model, not a curated record. The coding region runs from base 18 to 1253 and encodes 411 amino acids. NCBI's taxonomy places the organism in Eukaryota, Fungi, Ascomycota, Leotiomycetes, Helotiales, Hyaloscyphaceae. The transcript is spliced from 2 exons.